AUGUUUCACCCUGAUCAAACUCACUGCAAACAUAAAACAUCCAGAAAAUUAACGGAAGCUACGAGCUCUUUGCGUCAUUCCGCAACUCUUCCAACGAUCGCAGUUCCUCAGCAAGUUAGUGCAUCCGCCAACACUAAAAACGAUCGAGGGUACUUUCCCUCUUAUUCUGCUCAACCAUUUGUGGCAAGUGCUUCGCCACCAGCUCCAAAGCGUACGAGCUCACCUUUGCGGCCGGUUGUACAGGAGUCGCGCUUUAUACCUAAUACGCUUGAUAAUACAGGAUUGGUCGAUGUUGAGGCACUUCAAGCUCUGCAGCGCCUUACAGACCAGUCCUCUCACAAUGCGUCUCGACAGCCUUCUAUUGCGCAAGCGACUGCAAAUGUGCCAGAUUCGAGGCGUACUACAAUUUGCCCUCCUGACAAAACAUCAGUGCAGCGCGAAACUCCUCCCGACCCACCAUCCAAACCUUUACCACGGCCGCAUGAAGACCAAUUUCGAUGGAAUUUGGGUGACUACAUGUUAGGGCGCACCAUUGGUGCAGGAAGCAUGGGCAAAGUUAAGUUCGGUUACUGUAAGACGGAUGGACAAAAGGUGGCCGUCAAAAUUGUACCGCGCAACACGUCUCUUAAUGCAGUCAAGCAGUCACGCGGAAAGUCGAAGCAUAGUGGCCUGCCCAUGACAGAAGAUGAACUAGAAGCAACCAUGAAUCGAGCCAAAGCGAAAGACUUCUCCAAGGAGGUGCGCGUCAUUCGUGAGGCAAGUUUACAAAUGCUGUUACGCCAUCCCUACGUGUGCCGUAUGCGCGAGUUUAUCACCCAUCCAAACCACCAUUAUAUGGUUUUCGAACAUAUUAAUGGUGGCCAAAUGCUUGACUAUAUCAUUUCCCAUGGCCGCUUGCGUGAGCGAUCUGCUCGAAACUUUGCACGCCAAAUUGGUAGCGCAUUGCAAUACUGCCACGCAAACAAUAUAGUGCAUCGCGACCUGAAGAUCGAAAACAUUCUCAUUUCCAAGUCAGGAAACAUCAAAAUUAUCGAUUUUGGACUCAGCAAUGUAUUCAAGCCUCAAGGUCAUCUGAACACCUUCUGCGGCUCACUGUACUUUGCCGCUCCAGAGUUGCUGAACGCACGUGUUUAUACUGGCCCAGAGGUGGAUGUUUGGAGUUUUGGUGUGGUGUUGUAUGUUUUGGUGUGUGGUAAGGUUCCCUUUGAUGACCAGAGCAUGCCUGUGCUUCAUGCUCGUAUCAAACGCGGCCUGGUAGAUUAUCCCAAUUGGCUGAGUGCGGACUGUAAGCACAUUUUAUCGCGCAUGAUCGAUGUGAAUCCACAUACACGAGCAUCACUCAACGAAAUCGUAUCACAUCCAUGGAUGCUGCAAGACCACGGCGCACCUGAACCAGCCUAUCUCCCUAAACGCAAGCCUCUUACAGCUGUGAGCAUAGAUCCCGUCGUGAUUGAACGCAUGACAGGGUUUGAAUUCGGUUCUCCUCAGGAAAUUUACCACGAACUAAAAAAAAUUUUAUGCAGCGAAGAAUAUGUUGCAGCAGUGGCACGACACGAAGAUCCAGCGAUGGCCUCCGCUGCUAUAGAAGCAGUUGGUCUUGUUCAAUCUGCCGCAACCGAGUCUGUACCCCGUGGAAAUCGACUGUCUCGCCAAAUCUCCGCAGGAAUCAACUUUUAUCACCGACACGUGUCCCGGUCCUCAUCAGAUGUGCAGGACGUGUCUGAUUCAGGAGAGAGCACGCCUGGUGUCAAGGGUCCGCUGCAUCCAUGCUAUGGUUUCCAUCCCCUCAUUUCAAUUUAUUUUCUUGUAAAGGAGAAAAUGGAUCGCGAGAAGUUGGGGCAGGAAAUUUAUAGCUCCUCUGACUUGCUGCUCUCUGAGCCGGGUCCUGUGCCGACAUUUAAUCACAAACCUGCCCUCGAUGUUCCAGAAUCGGCCGCUCACGAUCAUAUUGAUCGGGUUUCAGCGUAUGGCGCUGCCACAUUUGCUUCAUCGUUACCCAUGGCACGCUUCGCUCCAGACAAAUCCUCGUCAAUUAUUCGACCACCAGAGAAGACGCAUGUGUCAUCGCGGACUAUGUCUACGGCUGUAACUCUUCCUGUGACCCCGUCACCCCCACCCCCUUCUGCUGUUAUGAUGGCCCCGCCCCAGCCUGAACCCCAAACUCCUGUGUUCGAGUCACGCCAAAAAUCCCAGCCACAAGGCAUCAUGUUAGGUCCUCCGCGUCCUCUUGCACGUGUCGAUGAACUGGAAUCGAGCUUGCGCACUCCUCCGAAGGCAUCUUUCAUGACAACUGACGCAUCACAAGCACCAUCUGCUUUCCAACGUGCCGCUAUGCCGCAGCGAAGUGUAAGCAUGAUGCAUGCCCGACAUGCCGAUCAACUCAAGUCGCUACAGGACCGACACGCCUCCAUGGCAUUUUCUACGUCUGGCGCGCGACCACUGCCUACACUGGAUGCCAUUCAGUCCGAGGCUGGUAAGAACCUUUUGCCUUGUGUUUCUGAGGCAGCUAACUCUGCAGGAACCGUAUUUGCAGACUCUGGACCAAAUCUCACGCGGCGAUUCGGUACCAUGUCGGUUCGACCUACGCACGAAGCAAGUGACUCGUUCGUGCCGCAACAACUGUCGCCAGAGAAUUCGCAUAUAAAUACUAUGGAUUCCAAUCAACAAAGCUUACCGUUUGAAAUGCCUUCUCCCUUGUCGAACGAAGAUGCAUCCAAACCUGUUUUCUUGAAAGGGCUCUUCAGCGUGCAAACCACCAGCCGUCGGCCGCGUGUAAUGAUUCGACGGGACUUGAUUCGUGUAUUCGAGCAAUUCAAAAUCCAAUUCACAGAAUUAAAAAACGGCUUCGAAUGCUCUUAUGCUGGUCCUCUCACGGAUACCGAUACACAAUUUGCUCCCGCUGAGGCAUUCACGGACAUGACUUCGACCCCUGCAACCGAUUCUAUGAAUGAUCCCACCCCCAUUGCUGCCACAGGCGUCGGUGAUGUUCCUAUCGAUCGAUCAGGUCAAUCUGAUGUCGUACUGGCCACGCCUAAUUCCGAUGCUCCUUCAUUAAGAAUCGGUGUGAACAAACCAUUGCCCUGUAACGAAGAGGCUGAAGUCUGCUUUGAGAUCUGUCUUGUCAAAGUCCCCUUAUUGCUUGGGAUGAAUGGGAUCCAAUUUAGACGCGUAUCUGGAAACCCUUGGAAAUAUCAAGCUUUAGCCAAGCGCAUCUUGAAUGAACUUCAUCUGUAG
Malassezia restricta is the source of this 3234-nucleotide messenger RNA. Its product is annotated as serine/threonine-protein kinase KIN1/2. Gene Ontology annotation, molecular function: protein serine/threonine kinase activity; ATP binding; tau-protein kinase activity. The record is from RefSeq and is a predicted model, not a curated record. Gene Ontology annotation, cellular component: cytoplasm. Gene Ontology annotation, biological process: protein phosphorylation; microtubule cytoskeleton organization; intracellular signal transduction. The transcript has a single exon. The coding region runs from base 1 to 3234 and encodes 1077 amino acids. Lineage: Eukaryota; Fungi; Basidiomycota; Malasseziomycetes; Malasseziales; Malasseziaceae.